AUGAAGAACGAUUGGUUACCAUGGAUGGAUUCAGAUCCAGACCUAUUCCCAUUAGAACCAUUCUUCAACAAUUUUCUACAAUCCUUCAUACAAAACUCUAGAACUUUCUACGUUCCAGGAGCUUCGGCAAUCGAAGAGACCUUUGGCCGCGUAACCAAAUUCGCCGGCGCGUUGUUGUUUUGGGUUUCCGGCGGUGGAUCCACCGCGUGCGGCGGUUCAAUUCGAUCUGGAGGCGGUUCUGGUAAUGUGAAUAUGAAUAUGAAGGUUAAGCCUGUUAUUGGUAAUAAUGUGGCUGGGUUUGGGGUUCCUUUUGGUUUUAAAUCCAAGAGAAAGUCUUCUGAACGUGUGAGUUUGGGGAAGGUUUCGAGUUUUGUGGUUAGGUUGUUCUGGAGAGAAGCUAAAAGGAUUCAAUCGUAUCCUGUUUUGUCUAUUGCUGCAGCAUUGGUGCCGCCAAUUCAAAACUUGUCAUCAAAUCUACUGUCUGGGCCAAUGCAGGAUCCUGAUAUGCAAAUGCAUGAAAGCAUGGACCAAGUGCCUAAGGAUGUUGAACGCCAAAGAUGUCCUCGCCUAUCAAUUUCUGAGUUGAAUCUAGCAAAUUCUGCUGUGGAGGCCAAAACUGGCAUUGAAUUUCCUAUGGUUCUGGAUAAUUUAUCAGCUGGGGAGCAGAAUUCCCGCUCUGACUCAGAGGUCCUGGUUGGAACGGGUUCUAGAACCAUGACAAUUGUUAAAAUCAAGUCGCUUAAGAUCUAUGCUUUUGGAUUUUAUGUUCACCCGAACUCCCUCUGUGAGAAGUUGGGCCCAAAAUAUGCAUCAAUUUCUGCAGAUGAACUGAAUGACCAUAAUGAUUUCUACCAAGAUCUUCUCAGGGAAGAUAUCAGUAUGACUGUUAGGCUUGUCGUAAAUUGCAAAGGGAUGAAAAUUAACAGUGUGAAAAAUGCUUUUGAGAAAUCACUUAGAGCUCGACUAGCUAAGACAAAUCCUUCCGCAGACUUUGAUUGCCUUUGGACAUUUGGUUCAUACUUUACGGAGAAUAUCCCAAUACCUUUGGGAACAGUAAUUGAGUUUAAACGAACAGUUGACGGGCAUCUGAUUACUGAAAUUGGUGGUAGUUACGUUGGAAGUGUCCACAGCAAAGAUAUGUGUCGGGCUUUCUUUGACAUGUACAUUGGAGAUCUCCCUGUGUGCGAACAAACCAAGAAAGAGAUUGGCACGAACAUCGCAAAUAUUAUUAGGAGUUGUUGA
Molecule: messenger RNA, 1242 nt
Organism: Vicia faba (fava bean)
Lineage: Eukaryota; Viridiplantae; Streptophyta; Magnoliopsida; Fabales; Fabaceae
Source: the annotation of a GenBank genome assembly